UUAAACAACGGAGCGGCUCCUCUCCGGUUUUCCCCCCUCCAGCCUCCUCCGUCUCCAGGAGACACCGGGCGGCUGCUGCCUCCGCAUCCAGCCGGGGAGACGCCACCACCGGGCAGCAGCCCCCCACAGCCCCGUCCCGGUGCCCCCGGAGCCCGUCGGUCGGUGUCAGAGCCCCGAAGCCCCGCCGUUAGCCGCUGCUCCCCAACAUGGCUGAUCCGCUCCGCCACACCGAUCCCUCGUUCACCUCCCGGGGCAGGACGGCCUGGUCGGUCCGCUACUAUCACCUUUUACCGGGUUCCGCUGCCCGGUCUCCGGUUACCGGGAACAAGGGCAGGUGUCAGGAGCCCCGCCGUUGCCCCUCCUCCCCCUCCCCAACAUGGCUGCCCGGUAACCCGACCUCAGAGGACCUCCGCUCCGCUCCACGGGUCAGCUAGCAUCGUAGCCGGACGGCUAGCGCCCACCGCCGGACCGACCUCCCUCCCCGCCCCGGUCCCCUCCGUGACUUACCGGUACCGGGGAGGGCAGGUGGCGGCUGCUGGUGGUGCAGUCCGGGGCAGAGCCUAUAUAUAGACCGCGGAUCUCUCCGGUGCCUCU
Messenger RNA from Amphiprion ocellaris (clown anemonefish), 594 nucleotides. Its product is annotated as protein diaphanous homolog 1-like. NCBI's taxonomy places the organism in Eukaryota, Metazoa, Chordata, Actinopteri, Pomacentridae. The transcript has a single exon. The annotation marks the transcript as partial. The record is from RefSeq and is a predicted model, not a curated record.